AUGCCGCCAUCAAAAGAUGGUGAAGGCUUCUCUUCCACCUCCACCUCCAGCGCUGGCCCUGUGUACAACGACCUGGGAUGGAUGACCACCAACGCGCGCGGGUACACGAUCAAAGAGGAACCAUACGGGACCAAGCGCAAGUUACGUGUCAUCCACAUCGGCGCCGGAGCCAGUGGUAUCACGUUCGCCAAGUUCCUGGAAGACCGACUCGAGAACGUUGAACUCCAGAUAUACGAGAAGAACGCAGACGUUGGGGGCACGUGGUUGGAAAAUCGAUAUCCUGGCUGCGCAUGCGACAUCCCGAGCGCAUCAUAUCAAUUCACGUGGGACCGCAACCCGUACUGGUCGCAGUACUAUUCCGAAUCACCGGAGAUAUGGGCGUAUUUCAAGUCCGUGGUCGACAGGCACGGGCUGAUGCGCUACGUCAAGCUGCAGCAUAGCGUCGUGGGCGCUUAUUGGAAGGCUGAGGAGAGCGUAUGGGAAGUCCACGUCCGUCGGCCUGAUGGGACAGAGAUCGUGGAUACGUGUAACGUGCUGGUCAAUGGUGGUGGAAUUUUGAAUAACUGGAAGUGGCCCGAGAUCAAGGGUCUGCACAUGUUUAAAGGCGUUCUGCAGCAUAGCGCGCGGUAUGAUCCAUCAACCGACCUGAACGGGAAGAGGGUCGCGGUGAUUGGGAUCGGGAGCAGUGGAAUCCAGAUCAUUUCGAAGAUCGCGAGCCAGGUGAAACAAUUAUAUGCGUGGGUUAAGUCGCCGACAUGGAUUACGGCCGGGUUUGCACAGAGAUUUGCAGGACCAAAUGGUGGCAAUUUUCAUUACACGCCGGAGCAGCAGAAGCGGUUUGCGGAGAAUCCGAAAUUGUUCUUGAAGUAUUCCAAGAUGAUUGAGUCCGAGUUGAAUCAAAGGUUCAAGUUCAUCUUAAACGGAACACCGGAGGCCGAGGGUGCGAGGGAGUUUGCGAAGAACGAGAUGGCGCAGAAACUCGGUAGCUCGAAUCCGGAACUACUGGAUGCUAUAAUACCCAAGAACUUUGGCGUUGGGUGUAGGAGGCCCACGCCCGGUAAUGGGUUCCUCGAGGCUCUUAGUCGGGACAAUGUCCACGUCUUUACGGAGACCAUGAGGGAGAUCACGCCCACUGGCUUCAUCGAUGCUGCGGGCAACGAGCAUGAAGUCGACGUGAUUAUCUGCGCAACCGGCUUCAACACGAGCUGGAUCCCCAGAUUCCCAGUCGAGGCGAACGGCCAUAGCAUUGCCAAAAUGUGGGCAAAGGAGCCCAGCUCAUAUAUCUCCCUCGGUGUCCCCCACAUGCCAAACUAUUUCAUGAUGGGCGGUCCGUAUGGGCCUCUUGGACAUGGAUCUUUCCUGCCCAUCCUCGAAACCUUGGCUGGGAACAUCAUCCAGUGCGUUCAGAAGAUGCAGAAAGACCGCAUCAAGAGUUUGACGCCAAAAGCCGAGAUUGCAGAACAAUUGAAAGAGCAUGCCGCACUGUUCUUGCAUCGUACUGCCUGGACUUCAGGGUGUAGUUCCUGGUUCAAGCAGGGAAGAGUCGACGGUCCGCUUCCGAUGUUCCCUGGCUCACGGCUCAUCUACAUGGACCUGUUAGCGACGCCCCGUUUUGAAGACUAUGAGAUCGAAUACUGCAACCCCUUGAAUAUGUUUGAAUUCCUGGGGAAUGGGUUUGCUACGCGAGAGUUCGAUGGGCGAGAUCUUUCAUAUUACCUCGGUCUCCUGGAUGGGGAUGACCAUCAGAUCGACCUCGAGGGAGAUCUUCAUGGUGAGCUGUCAGAUUUGGUUCAUAGUUGA
Messenger RNA from Exophiala xenobiotica, 1800 nucleotides. RefSeq lists its product as uncharacterized. Gene Ontology annotation, molecular function: N,N-dimethylaniline monooxygenase activity; flavin adenine dinucleotide binding; NADP binding. The record is from RefSeq and is a predicted model, not a curated record. Lineage: Eukaryota; Fungi; Ascomycota; Eurotiomycetes; Chaetothyriales; Herpotrichiellaceae. The transcript is spliced from 8 exons. Bases 1 to 1800 code for a protein of 599 amino acids.